Messenger RNA from Kockovaella imperatae, 757 nucleotides. RefSeq lists its product as hypothetical. The transcript has a single exon. The record is from RefSeq and is a predicted model, not a curated record. Bases 95 to 724 code for a protein of 209 amino acids. NCBI's taxonomy places the organism in Eukaryota, Fungi, Basidiomycota, Tremellomycetes, Tremellales, Cuniculitremaceae.
GUGAAGGCAUGCAUAGGGGUAUAUCUAGCUCGAGGUGGUGAGGGAAAGAUAAGCACUCAUCCACUUCAUCACAGAUAUUCAGCGCCAUCCCACAAUGUCCCGCUCUUUCGUACCUUCUAGGCCUGCACCUUCUCCCCCUUACGCGGUCAAGACACCUAAUCUCCCACCCAAUCACCCCUUUGCGACGCACUACGUACCAACCCACAGAUCGUCCGUCGAAGUCAGUCCCAGACACCGAUCACUCCCUGCCACAUUCAGUUCAAGCUCUUCCGACUCGUCAUCAUGGGGGUCAUUCCGGUCGAACACAUCGACUCCUAUCGAGUCAGCAGCUCGCAGCUCUACAUCAAGGCUCGCUCAGCCUCUCAGCCCUCAUUCGCGCUUCUACCAUUCCGAACGGCCGAUAAACGAACCUGCGCCGCAGGCCCCUUCUUCCCCUUUCACUCUUCCUGCCGAAUUAUCUCUCUUCGACCCAAAACCAAGGGAGAACCUCGUAUCGGAUCUCGAGACCAUCUUUGGCACAAACCUCCGACCCCGGUUCUUCGCGCGAUCGAUUAAAGUCAAGUCGAAGGCUACACAGUCCAACGAACCUAAAGACAAGACCAUCGGACGACCAAGGCGGAUCCUGAAAAAAGCAAGGGAGAGGAGUUGGGAGGAUGAUUUUGUCUGGGGAGAGCUCAAGUCAGAAGAGGACGAGAAGAGUGUCUACAGGGGAAGCUGGGUAUAGCAGAAUCGCACAAUGCAUACCACUGUUUGCCAG